UGUAAAGGACGACAGAUUCUAUGAUACAACCAACAAUGGACUUGGACAUGGAAGGCAGCAAAGUGCAAAGACUAUACGAUGCCUGUAACCAUGUAUUUGCACAAAAAGAGUUGCCAAAUUUUCUACAAAUUCAGUCUCUCAAAAAUCUAUUAGACACAUUUGAAGCUGUCGAUGUAGGUAUUGAUGAAUUCAGCUUCCACAGAUCUCCAUCUUCAAGCCCAGACGGGACAAAGGAAUUGAUUUGUGGGCAAGGAGUAACUGAAAUCACUUACAUUCACAUCCAUGAAUGUGACAAUUUCUCUAUAGGGAUAUUCUGCUUUCCGGCUGGAGCAAUAUUUCCCCUCCAUGAUCAUCCCAAAAUGACAGUACUUAGCAAGGUCUUGUAUGGAUCUAUGUAUGCAAAGGCCUAUGACUGGGUGAAGGUGGAAAAAUCAAGCAGCCGGACAAUUGGACUAGCAAGGACAGUAGAGAAUGGAAUACGAAGUGCACCCUGCGAACCAUCCAUCCUAUAUCCAAAAAGUGGAGGAAACAUUCAUUCUUUCACAGCGUUGACGCCCUGUGCUAUCUUGGAUGUGUUGUCCCCUCCUUACUCUGAAGAGCAUGGGAGACCUUCCACUUACUUCUCAGAAUUCCCCAUUCCUGCUCUUCCUGGUUAUAUCGUGCUCGAAGAAAGAGACCUUCCAGGUGACCUUGUUGUUAUAGGAGCACCAUAUCUUGGCCCAGAUCAUUUGACCUUUUAUGAAUAGAAACGUAGAAUGCAAAAUCAGAGCAUGUAUAGCUUGCAUACGUGUUUAGUACAUCACUUCGAAGAUUUUGUUAGUUUAUGUCAAAUAGUGAUGGAAAGAUUUCUAGUUUAGUUAGUUAAAUUCGGAUCCAUUUCAUCUUUUAAAAUGUCGAUUUUUUUAGAUUUUAAGCUGUUGAUUCAAGUUCAAUCUUACAUUAGCAUUUACAAAUGGAAACACUAGCCAAUACUGGAUUAUUUACAAAAAAUGAACUAAAAAGAAAAACGGGGGAACCAAGAAGAUUGAUUGUGUAGUAUAAUCCAGCUAUCAGAAACAUGAAGAAGCUGUGUGUAGGCAGCGUGUGCGAGGAAUAGACACGGUGCUGAUUUUGCCGUUGGCGUUGCCCGUUACCAGUUGCCGUAAGGGAAGCGGCAAAUUUAUCAGUAUCGGCUGGAAUUUACGCCUGCCAAACCAUAAUUGGCUCCACUCUUUAUUAUUACCAUUCGGUGGGCAAAGAUUUUUGGUUGCAAAUCACUUCAACUUCUUUUUAAUUGUGGGAAGACACUCGUUGUUCCACUGGCAUAUAGGAUUGUAACUUUUAUUCAG
Hevea brasiliensis (rubber tree) is the source of this 1328-nucleotide messenger RNA. RefSeq names its product plant cysteine oxidase 1. The record is from RefSeq and is a predicted model, not a curated record. The transcript has 5 exons. Gene Ontology annotation, molecular function: oxidoreductase activity, acting on single donors with incorporation of molecular oxygen, incorporation of two atoms of oxygen. Lineage: Eukaryota; Viridiplantae; Streptophyta; Magnoliopsida; Malpighiales; Euphorbiaceae. Bases 21 to 746 code for a protein of 241 amino acids.